UGACGCGUUAAAAAUGGUCGACAAAUCUGACUCUCGUGAUCAUAGCGCUUUGGAGGUUGCACUACUUCCAGAAAACGAAUUCUGCAAAAAUGUAAAAGACGCCGUAAAAGUUAAAAUGGCUAAAAGCUCUUCCUUGCUCUGCUGUAUGAGUGGCAGCGGCAGAAUGACCGUGGUAGAUGUUUCAGAGACUGCGGCCUCCGAAACCGUAGUUGAUGGCUCCUACAAAGACUUUGUAUGGGAGGAGGUGACUGUGCAGAAUUCAGUGUGUGCCAGCCCCAGACUGCUGGCUGUUGCUUCUGAAAGUGGCCUAUGGCUGUAUGAAAUGGGGGCGCAGGACCUGGCUGGAAGUCCCCCCAUCUGUACAGCUAACUGCACGGCAGACACCCUUCUGUGCAAAGCACAGGAGAAGGACUCAAGUGUGUCUGAGUUGGUCUCCUUGAAGCUGCUGUCCUUUGCAGACGGCCGGUGCUUUGUUCUUUUGAACGCUUGUGUUCUGGUGCAGCUGUUCUGGGAUGGGGAGUCUUUAGAACCAGAGAUCCUGGCGUGCUGCACCAUUGGUGUCCCUCCCGAGGCCCUGGAUAAAGUCACCGAUUACCAGAUCUGCCCAGGCGCACUGUUUGUGUUGGCCAGCACUGGACACAUCUAUGUCUGUGACAGCACUGACGGGAGGCAGCUUGCCAGAGUGGACCUGCUCUCUGACAGUUCAGACGGACUAGGCGAAGAUGAACCCCCUCCCGAUCUGUCCUCCUUCUGCCUCUUCCAGGUGUCUCAGGACCUCAGCACCGCUGUAGCUGCUACCUCUUUCAGCUCUGCCAUUGCUGUCAACCUGAAUGAAUAUUUUAGGAGACACCCAGAACACCUGCUCUGCCAUGUGAGCCCCACGUACCCCCCACUGCGACCCCUGUCUCCCACCGACCAGGACAGCCUCUCCAGUGCCAAACACAGUCACUCUGUGCUAGGCACCUCCUUCCACUCUGACCGCUCCUGGGAAUCGCAGUUGUCAUCGAUGUACAACAAGGCGAGGGCUUCGUCCCUGUCCCACCAGGAAAGGGUGUGCCCCUGGUUCAGGGACUUCCCUCAGGUGGAGUGCAGGCGGGCCGUGGCCGGCGUCAGCCUGUCACAGAGAGCAGCUGCAGCGGCGGUCAUGGUGGUGAAUUUCGACGUGCAGGAAGGGGCGGUGCCCGCCACGCUCUCUGUAUCCGAGUUCUCAGCGGUCCUGACUUUCCUCUACCCUGGGAACAGCGAGACCACAGUGGCCUUCUGGGAUCUAAAGAGCCAGGGUGUCACCUAUCACCGCUCCGCCACGCCCUGUGCACCUGUCCAGCGCUGUGCAGACGAGCAGCUCAGCCUUCUUCUCAAAGACACUGGCCUGUCCCUGGUGCUUUUUGCCGUGUCUCAGGAGGAACUGCUCAACAGGCUGAUGGUGUUUGGCAGUGCUGGCACGGUGGACUCCCUCUGUCACCUGAACGACUGGGGACGCUGCUCUAUCCCCAUCCACGCCCUGCAGGCUGGACUGAGGAACCAUCAGCUGGACACAGUGGAUUUCUUUCUAAAGAGCAAGGAGAAUAUCCUCAGUGCCCCUGCAGGAUACAGUCUUCCUGAGCAAUCUGUGGCUGUCUCAACCCAGACCCAGUUAAAGAACGUGGAGGACUUGUGUCCAGCCCUCGAUCUGCUGAGCUCCGCCAUCAGAGAAACCCACGCUGAGUCCCAGAGCAAGCAGUUCUCCGAGCAGCUCCUCAGCGUCACCCUGACAUUCCUCAACGCGCAAGUCAGGGAGAUCCUGUCCAGCACAGAGGAGCUGGAUGACAAUCUGCAGAAGUGUGUGAACAUUCUGGGGAGGUACAUCUCAGACCUGCGAGCAUUCAUGAAGAGAUUUCCCUGGCUCUCAGGAGUGGACGCUCCACCACCAGGCCCUGCUGCUGUUGCCGGGCCUGAUACUGGUUUGGAGGAAGACUGGAACUCCGUCUCUACUGAGGAGGUGGUGCAGCGUGCUGUGAUGACCAAUGACAUCCCACAUGCCCAGGCUUACCUGAGGAGCAUGCAGAGCCCGGAACAGAGUCUGGGAGCGCUGAGGAACUGUGGGCUCCUUCUGGCCUUGGGAUGCCUCACCCAUAGAGACCUAGAGCAAGCCAGCACCCUGCUCCGGAACAUGGGCUUCAAUGUGAAGGAGCAGCUGCACAGCAUUUGCCUCUACACUGAUGACAGCGAUCUGCGGGACUUUGUGGUGGAAGAACUGUUGAAGCAGAACUACUUACCAGACAAAGAGGCAAAGAUGGUGGAGUUUAUCAAGCAAGUUGGGAAUUUAUGCUCAGAGCCACCAACAAGGAGUAAAAACUCUCUGAGCAGGAGGAGAGCUCUGCAGAUGGAACAGACUGACCCUAAAUGUAAAUGCCUGCUGGAGACCUUGCUGAGUGAAACUGACCUGCAGUCCGCAGAGGCUCUGUGCAGCUCCAUCAGACUGGACUGGGUCAGACACUGGGAUCAGAAUGCCCAGGCCACCAUCCUGCUGUCCCGUCUGCAAGACUAUGCGGUCAGCUCAUGUGACCCUGCAGUCCUGUGGCUCUACCUUACUUCUCUGCAUGACCAAGAGAGGAUCACCAGCUGGAUCGAAAGCCUCACCCCCCGUGGCACCUCCCCUGCGGUCCCAUCCCUGUGGAUGGCACUCCCAGCCACUGUCGUCAACGACAACACCGUGUGUGCCAGCUACAUGAGGGAUGAAAUUCUGGACAUGCUGGCAAGGAAGGGGAUGUUUAUCCAGGCAGAGAUGUCCGACUUCGAGCAGCUCCUGUGGAGACUUGGCCAGGCAGGGGGUGUGAUGCAGCCCGAUCCCCCCAUCCCGCAGUUCCGCUCUCCUCAGGGUCAGGACUUCCAUACAUGUUUCAUCCACCACUGCCUGGAGAAUGGGCUGAGAUACCUGCUGUACACGUACCUGCAGCACUACCAUUUAACACCCAGAAACUCCCCAGCUCUGUCCGACAGGAGCUUGUAUGAAAGCUACCCUUGGUUUGAGAUGCUUGUGAGGGUGCAGGAGAUUACUAGGCAAUUGACAGACCCUGAGCUGGUUUUCCAGGCCAGCCUGACCAGCGCCCAGGUCCUGAUUCCUGGCAGCCAGGCCAGCAUCAGCAGCAUGCUGCUGGAGGGACACAGUCUGCUUGCUCUUGCCACCAUCAUGUUUGCCCCAGGGGGCAUCGACCAGGUGGUCAGUCAGAGGGGGACGGAAGGUGACUCCCUGUGGAAGGUGGACCUCCAGCUGCUGAAGAUGGCCCUGAGCCCGUACCCCAAACUAAAAUCAGCCCUGUUCCCCCAGAGCACCCCCCGCUGCACACCCCCCUCUGACAUCACCAUAUACCACCUCAUGCAGUCCUUGCGUCCACUGGAUCCUUCCAGAUUGUUUGGAUGGCAGUCGGCUAACAUGUUAGCUCCAACCGAUGCAUCUGCGGAGCUGCCCCACUUCUCCAGCCCUCACCUUGUCAACAAGUACGCCCUGGUGGAGAGCCUGGACUUUCUGUAUUACCUGCGCCAUGGCCGUCCCUCCUUCGCAUUCGGGACCUUUAUAGUGAAGCAGCUGGCCAAUUCUGCCAACUUGACCUCUCACCUCAGGUACGCAGCGGAGCAGGCCUACAGCCUGGCCCUGCUGCACUUCAGCAUCCCCUCCGUGGCGGCGGCCUGCGUCUGCUUCUGCGAGCUCCUGGGCGUCGGCAGCCUGAAGCUCCGCGUGGACCUCAACGUGCUCAGCCUCAUCCUCAGGUUCUGGAGUCAGAGCACAGAGGAGGAGCAGCUGACCUCCCUGAGGGACUCUUUAGCUGAUAAGGGUGCUAAGCUUGUAGAGGCGGAGAGGCAGACGGCAGAGGGGUUGCUGGUCCAUCUAGAGGACGCAGUGAAGGAUACAAUUGACCGGAAAAGCAUCAGCAGGUCGUCCUACGAGGCGGGAAAGGAGUGGGCGCUGGCGGUGCAGUUCUGCCAGCUCCAUGAGCUGCCCCUGAGCGCGGCGUACCCACACGCCUGCGCUGCCGACGCCCAGUGGCUACACUUCCUGCUCUUCAUCCAGCUGCACAGCUACCCCCCGCAGCAGGUGCGGUCGCUGGUGGCCCAUUUCAACCCCACUCUGCAAGCUCACCUCUCCCAGGCCUUCCAGCACCUACAGCUGAUUUCGCAGGAGAGGGGCCCCGACCCACAGGGCACCCUGCCCAGCGAGGAGGCGUUGCAGCCCCCUAAGGACCUGUUCCAGGUGCUGCUGCAGAGCCAGGAGGAGCCCAGUGCCUGGAGGUACCUGCUGGCUGAGGCUAUGAGCCAGCACUGUCCCACCCUCACUGUGCUAGCUGCCUGCCACCAGGACGCUGACCUGCUCCAGUGUCUGUGUGUGUGGGUGCUGACCUCUGUGGAUGAUGUCACAGUGGAAGAGGCCACCGCCCACAUUAGCGAGAGCCUGAGACAGCAUGCAUGGAACCUCCACGACCUGUCAAUCAUAUGGAAGGCGCUGCUAAACAAGCGCAAGAUCAGGCCUCUGAUUAGGGGAUUCCAGUUCUUUCAAAGGGACUGCCCUCUGAUCCAUAUGCUACAAAUGUAUGACCUGUGCUACGAUUACAAAAACUACCCAGAAGCCAAGAAGAAACUGCUGGAGUUCCAGAAAUGUCUACUAAAUCUGAAGAGCAGCAGUAGCCAGACCCCGGGGGGCGUCCCGGUACAGUGGGCCGAGAGCCAGGCCUCGGUGCUGCUGCUGAGCAUGAUGCAGCAGUGUGCCACGCAGUACGAGCUCCGCAAGCUGCUGCAGCUGCUGGCCGACAUGGAGCGCCUGCUCAAGUCCAACGGUCCGGACUUUAAGAAGCUCAGCCUCCUCGGCCAGAUACUGCAGGACACACCUGUGUCCCUCAGCCACUGUCUGCUGGAGAGCAGUUCCACCGAAGUCCUGCAGGGGGAGUGCCUGCACAUGUUGGAGCAGCUGCAGGAGAGCGGAUUCUUCAGCCAGGCCAGGCAGGUGGCUGAGCUGGCCGGCCUGCCCAUUGACGGCGUGGUUGUUAAUGAGCUCCUGCAGGACCUGCGUGGCCUGAAGGCCAAGAGGCAGUGGGAGAGGAAGGAGACGAGGGUGGCGUUCUGGAGGAAGUGCCACGAGCAGUUCAGCUGCAACGGCAUGGGCGGCGAGGUCGCAUCCGAGUUCUUCCUGUCCCAGGCCCAGCUCUCCGAGCCCGCCCCGCACAGCCCAGCGGAGACGGAGCUCCUGUGCAUGCAGGAGAAGUGCCUCCUGCUCACCCUGGCGGGACACUGGCUCUCCCAGAUGACCCCCACUCCCCUGUCCCAGCUGGAGGAGAUGGAGAAGAGGGUGUGGUUGUGCCGGGUGCGGCAGCAGGUGCUGGUGUCGGCCAUGGAGAAGGAGAGCAUGUUCGCCCUCCCCGUCACGGCGGCGGGCGACAGCUCCUUCGAGGACGCCAUCAGGGAGUUCUCCUUCUCCAAGAUGGCGGCCCUCAACUGCCCCAAGUACCUGAGCCUGGAGGGCCUGCCCUCGGGGGAGGGGUCCCGGCCUGUGGUGGACGCGGCGGAGGAGGCGGCCCUGGCCGUGCUGGUGGGGCAGCUGCUGGACGACGGCUGCAUCAAUGAGGCCAGCCGCGUGUGCCGCUACUUCUCCCUGUGCCACCACGACUUGUCGCUGGUCCUGCACUGCCGCGGCCUGGCGUCCGGAGACGUGGACAGCACCCAGCUGCAGGCCGGGCUCCAGAACAUCCUCUCCACUGCCGCCUUGUCCGACUCCGAGGACUUCACCAGGAGGGGACUGCGCAGCUCAUCCAGCAUCGGGAGCUUGUCCUCUUUCGUGAUGGUGUCCCACCCGGAGGACCAGGUGGUCUCUCAGCUGCAGGUGCUGACGGAAGAGUGCCGCCAUGGGAAGAGUUACUGCAAACAGGUCCUCAGCCUCUACGAGCUCUCCAAGGAACUGAAGUGUUCCUACAGCGAGAUCUCGGCCGAGGAUCCGGAGACGGUGCUGUGCAAGGUGCUCCUGUCCCAGCAGCCCGAUCGCUACAAAAAAGCCCAGGCCUUCAUCGCCGUGCAGAGCCUGCAGCCGGAGGCCGUGGCUGAGCUGGUCUCCAGGGCCGUCGUGCAGGGGCUGCUUGCUGACUCCCAGGAGAAGGAACCUGCAGGGAGGCAGAUCUACUGCCCUGGGGAUGGGAGAGAGGCCUUUCUGCAGCUGGCGAAGCUCUGUGGGGAUCCCAACCUCGUGGGCACGAAACUCCUGGACAACGUCUCCACCAUCCCCCUCGCGGAGCUGGGCUGCACUGUGGAGCUGCUGAUUCUGGCCCAUGACUGCUUCAGUCUCACCUGUAAUAUGGAGGGCAUCAUGCGCGUCCUCCAGGCCGCCCGACACCUCAGCCACACCCACCUGGCCCACAGCGAGCGCUAUGGCCUGCUGGUGCGGCUCCUCACGGGCAUCGGCAGGUACAACGAAAUGACCUACAUCUUUGACCUUCUCAACCAGAAUCAUCGCUUUGAGAUGCUGCUGAGGAAGAAAGUGGAGUCGAACACCACUCUGAAGACCGCCCUGCUGGACUACAUCAAGCGCUGCCUCCCAGGGGACAGCGAGAAGCACAACAUGGUGGCGCUGUGCUUCAGCAUGUGCCGUGAGAUCGGAGAGAACCACGAGGCCGCGGCCCGCACCCAGCUCAAAAUCAUCGAGUCCCAGCCCUGGGUGGUGACACCAGAACUCAGGAAUGCCUUGGCGAAGGUCCUGACGCUUCUGAAGGAUGCUGCAGAGAGCUAUUCUAAGGACUCCUGUGUGCGCCAGGGCAUGCGCUGCGUGAAGCUGGCCAAGCUGGUCACCCUGCAGAUCCACUUCCUGAACCACGGGCUGAACCAGCGUGUCAUCAACCUGCGCCCCCCAGAGCUGCAAGAAGCCUUUGUGGCUCUGCCUCGGUGCUACCAGGCAUCCGUGAUCGCGGAGGCCUAUGAUUUCUCCCCGGACUGGGCGGAAGUGCUCUAUCAGAAAGUAGUUGUCAAAGGAGAUUUCAGCUACCUGGAGGAGUUCAAGCACCACAGGCAGCUUCCAGCCAGCCUGUUUGAGGAAAUAUCCAGGAAGUUUGCACAUUCUAAGCCCCCUGCAAGUGCCAGCCAGAAUCUGAAGAAGCUGCUGAGAUACUGUGAGGACAUUUACAUGUAUUACAAGCUGGCCUACGAGCACAAGUUUUUCGACGUCGCCAACAUGCUUCUGCAGGACUCGAAGACGAGCAGUUAUCUGAAUGACAAACUGGCCAGCUAAAUGUAGCAAUAACUAAUUUGUGGCAUUAGGUUUCAGUGGAUGUGUGUAUAAACUAUCUGUAAAAA
Molecule: messenger RNA, 7305 nt
Organism: Megalops cyprinoides (Indo-Pacific tarpon)
Lineage: Eukaryota; Metazoa; Chordata; Actinopteri; Elopiformes; Megalopidae
Gene: spg11
Product: SPG11 vesicle trafficking associated, spatacsin
Exons: 40
Coding region: 14-7240 (2408 amino acids)
Biological process (GO): chemical synaptic transmission; axo-dendritic transport; axon extension
Cellular component (GO): cytoplasm; dendrite; axon
Source: RefSeq, a predicted model, not a curated record